AUGAGCCCUGAUUAUCUGGGUUUGAAGGCGACAGGAUGGAGUCAUAUGACCAACACCUGGUGGGAGAAGGUGUUGGCCAUUGCUCUCCUGGCCACAAUCGUUAUUGGUUCUUGUUAUAUCAUUUUUCAAAUUAGCCGGGCGAUUUACCGGCAUUGGCGCGCUCGACAUGAACUCUCUGAAGUCCCAUCUGCUGUUACAAAGUAUAUUGAAAAACUUAAGACAGAAACACCAAAGAUCUAUACACCAGCAGAAAAGAAGACCCCUAAAUCUUUCGGUGUUUACCUUGGAAGUUUCUCCACCCCGCCAACUGCCGAUCAAUCACGGCUUUUAUCGCAAUGGGAUGUCACCGUCCUUGACCCGCUGCAGACCGGUGUUCUUGAUGCACUUGCUGAAGGUUGCUCUGCUGAUCACAUUCUUGCUCGUCUGGAUGUUCGCAAGCUCGUCGCUACAGAGAGUGGCUCCCGCGAUGAAGUGAUCCGUGCUAUUCACGUUCUCAACGAAACCCUGAAUAACCUUAAGCGUCCUCAGGAUGUCCAGGCUCAAUUCAGUGGUGUACUACUCGCAGACUGUCACGCUCAUCUCCAACCCGUUGUCUUGAACGAGGUGGUGAAAUUCAUCAAUGGUCUCGGUUUGGACGUGUGGAUGGAAUUCGGCCCCACCGAGUUCCUCGGCGAACGCCAAUGCCGCGAAAUCGACUGGACUCCGAUCCGAGGUGUUGUUUACCGCAAUGGAACCAUCCGAACAGAUGGCGAUCGCUGCAAUUAUUUCCAUAUGGAAAAGAUGCGCACUGUUAUGCGUAUUGUUGCCGCCCAGAAACCCAUCGGUGAUUCUACGCUCGCCAUGUGGGAUACCGUGGACGAUGGUGUUCAGCUUAGACAUGAUGUUCUCCACCGCAGUUUCAAGUGGUGUAAUUACAACAGUGCUAUGAGCUGGAUUGCUCCCAAGGCUGCUUUGACCGAUGCGACCAUUGCCGCUACUACGACCGUUACCCAUGAGCCAAUCGGUGCUUUGAUGUGGAUGAAGAACGAGCAAACUCUUGAAGCGCACGAUAUUUGGCGACAGAAUGAGGAUAUUGCUACUUCGCCCGCUGGAAAUGACGAUAUCUACGACACCCUGGAAUCUUUUGUCCCUGAAUUGAAGACAAAACUCGCUUUGUUCGCUCCUCGUCCUAAGUCCGUUGCCAGCGAUCAGCUGGUUACGAUUGAUGAGCUGCAAUUGGCUGCCCCGAAUGAACCUCACAUGACCAACCCCUUCUCCAUCUCUCCUGAUGGCGAGGAUUACACUGGUUUGGGAUGUUUCCAGAUGGGUCUGGAUCUCACCGCAAAGGAUAUCAAAGAUCUUCUCCAGGCCCAGCGCCAGGUCCGUGAUCUCAAGCUACUGGCUCCUAUCAAGCCGGCGGCUCUUCGCGACAUUGCUGCCGAGCUUCGUGUACUCCAAGACUUUGGUGGAGAUGGAUCGCAAGCCGCUGGCGAGUUGAAAGAUCUUCUCGUCACCUCUGAUGGUACUGAGAACGACCGCAUUCGCCUUUACGUUGGUUUGCACUCUGGUUUCCGCACUCGCAUGGAGACUCAGGUUUGGGGCAUGUAUGAUAAAACCCCUGGCUUCGGUCCACUCGACAUCUACCUCUCUGGUAAGUGUGAAGAGGGCCGUACUGGUGCUAUCCUGCACACCUACAUGUCUAGCCGAGGAUUCUCUCGUUUCCAAUGCUUCAUGGCUGAGAUUGCUCUGGCCACUGCCAAUGGUGCUCUCUCCAACAAGUGGCCCAAUCUUUCUCCUCGCAUCGCUAGUGAUAUCCAGCAGCUCUCUCCUACUGAGGCUUUGCUUUGGUUGAGACGUCUGUCAACUACACUGAGCAAGGACUGUGCGCACUUGACCGCCAAUGUCCGCGCCUGCACUGAACACCAGCUUAUCAAGGUUCCAUCGCUUGCUCAGCUUCGUGCUCUGGGUUCUAGUGAAUACCUGAGUGGAAGAGCAUCCGCCGAGGACUUGGUUGCCGCUCGUCUCGCUUACUACCAGGACCAGGGCUGUUGGACUCCGGAUGCCAAUGCUGCCAAGGAUCUUUUCUUGGAGAUCAACACUCGCCUGCCGGAAGUCUUGAUGGGACGCGACUCCCGCACGCUUGAGCUCCUCGCUGAUGUCAUGCAGCGAAUUAUCCAGAAGGGUCAAAUCGACGCUGGUGUGGAUAUCCUCGCAACUGCCGUUUUCUGUGCUUUCCGUCGCAUCUCCCUCGACGAGAUCUACCUCGAGGUCCUCGACCGUAAUCCUCUGCCAAACAUUCACACUGUCCAAGCUUCCUGUUUUGCUGAGAUGUACGCCCUUGGUGCUCGUUGCGAGAUGUUCCUCGACAUGACCCCAAUGAAGCUGGGCAAGAUCAUCUCCGCUCGUUACCGCGAAUACUGCAAGUCUCACCAGCCUACUCGACGUGGUGAGAUCUUUACUGAGAUCCCGACCGCCUACGCUUCUAUGGAUAUGGACUUGAACCCUGAAGGUGACAAGAUCUCUGCUCCCUGGUACUAUCGUAUUACCUUCCUCGGUAUCUUCGCUCUUCCCGCGCUUAUUGAUAUUACCAUGUUGACGACAGUCGGUCGUGGUCUGUACCUGACUACCUUUAUGAGUGACAUCGACAAGACAUUGGCUACCACCGCUCUCAUGGUUGCACUUCUGAUCUGUGGUGGAUUCGGCAGCUGGAUUACUUCCGGUGGAACAUACUACCUGUAUGCAAUGGCUUUCCCAGCCAUGGGCAUGUUCAUCAUGACUCGCUUGAUCGCUGGUCUUGCCGUCGUCUUCGUCGGUGGCAUCAUUGCCAUGAUCGUCCUUGGCUGCAUUCACGGAUUUGCAGCAGGUGUUCUUUUCUUCCUCUACUUCCUCUUCCUGUCAACCUACCUCAUGCUCCUGUCGGUUCUGUCAAUCUACCAGCUCCCUGGUUUCCAUUUCCAGUCCGGCCGUACAGUCAUUAUCUGCUGUGUGCCGAUCCUGUUCAUUUCUCCCCUCAUUACCUUAUGGGUGGGUCAUGACUCGGUCAUCUACCUGUGUGUUGUUGGUUGUUUCGUCACAGCCCUCCUCCUAGGCGCACGCCGUAUCAUCUCCCAGUGGAACAGUUGGUACCUGAGCAUUCCCACAACCACCGACGGAGAGGUUUUCGACUGGUACGUCAAGAGUCUGCACUCUCCCAGCCCGGCUUUGCUUAAGGAAAUCUCCUCCACACCCGUUGCUCGCCAGGCCCUGGUAGAGAUGGUGGACAAGGAGCGCAAGCGUUCAUUCUGGACAAAGGCAACAACCGAUCCCUUCGUUCGCAAGAUGGCAGAGGGCUACGACUCCGCGCUGUUCCUGCUUGUCUGGUACUGUCGCUACUCGCGUACUCAAAUCCCCCUUGCUUUCAGUCCCACGUGGAACUUGCAGAUGAAGGCUGCUGUGGAUACUAUGGCGGAUAUGCAAAAGGGUAUUCGAAUGCACAAUGCUUUCCUUCACUGGCGCAACACUGGUGCGGAUGUCUGGUGCGGUAUUCUCUACUUCGUCAUCGCCUUGAUUGACAAGUGGACUGCUCUGCUUACUGGCGAAGCUCUUGUGGGUCUUUCUACCGCAUCGAGCUCCGAAUACCGCCUAUCCGUUGGAUUUGGCUUGGGAUACUAUCUGACCGGUGCUGUUAUGCUUGACGCAGUCUCUCAGCCACUGUGGACUGCCGUGACUCAGCGAACUCAGGACCCGAUCUCCUCCUUGGACAGCUUGCGCGAGGUUCUUGCCACCAACCAAAAGGACAGAGAGAGACUCUACUGGACCAACCUUACCAAGUUCUUCUUCCUCCACAUCUGGGGUGCAUCGAUCACUCUGGCCCUAAUGUGGGCCUUUGAGGACAAGCGGGAGUCCACUAUCAUGUACCUUGCUUACCUUGGUGCUUACAGUGGUCUUCUGUUCUACCAGUUCAAUCGUAUCUUCACUGGUUCCGAGGCCGCUCGCUGUCUUGCUCUUGGAUCAAUUGUUGGUUUCCUCACUGGUCUCAUCCUGCAUGUAACUCUGCCUCCAUUCACGUGGAGUAGUGUCAUCGGUCUUGGUUCUGGUACAUGGACGGCUGCUAUCUACUCGAUGUUCAUGGCAAACAUUGGUCUGCCUAGCUUCAAAGAGUCCGAGGUUCCUGAGCCCGUUAAGGUUGCACAACCGGCAACCUACACUUGUAGUUCUCUAGAACCUUACCUGGAUAUCUCUCAGACCACGAUGGCACAGACUUUUGAGAAUAUCAGCUCUCUGGAUGACGAGUUCCGCUACCGUUUGGAUGCCUCAACUCACCCUGGAUCUGAGGUCAAGAAGAAUAUUCUGUCCGGUGCCGGGUGGCGCAGCUCCCUCAUGGUCCAAGCUGCUUUCCCCGACGCCGAGCGCCUUGUCAGUCAAGUUGUGCGUCUUUGGGAAACCGGCCAAACAAUUGUUGAGUUUGUCUCUUCUGAGCAUCUUCUUCAAAAGGAACAGAGAAUCCGUGCUAUCACUCGGCUGGUUGGUGACCAGCUUCGCAUUUUUGUCGUUGUUGGCCCCGGUCUUGGAACGCAGGACUGGACUAGCAACAUCCGCCGUAACUGCCAGGCUAUCUCUGAGGCUGUUGUCCAAUCCACUCUUGAAGCUAGGUUAGGUCUUUCUCACGACCACUCGAUGAUGUCUGAACUGUUGGUCAUCGAGCACCGCGAUCCCUAUGAGCUGUCCAUUCCUGAAGGUGUUAAGUACCAGCUUGAGCGAAACCCGACUGAGUGUGCGCGUGUCGCGACCCAUGGACGUGUCACUUUCCUCCGCCAUCUUCUUUUCGGUAUUGAUGCUGACCUCGAGUGGGACAGCCUCCCUGAAGCUGCCCGGUCGCUUCUGGUUCGCCGUUGCUCUGGACGUCCUGGUCAUACUGUCGUGGAUGAACUCAACUGGCUUCAGGCUAGAGCUAAUGCCGAGGACCUCCAGGGUGUUUGCACAUAUAUCGCUCGCUACAACCUCGGUGUUAGCAUGUCGCUUUCUGUUAACUUCUUCGCCCAGCGCUGGAUGGAGCACGAUACUUACCCGGAUUACCCCAUGCUCAUGGAUAAGACCUACGAGAAGCCUAUGGAGAGUCUCCUGCCUCCUCCUAUUGGAGCCAAUCUAUCCUUCACUGAGCUCAUGAAGCUUGCCUACACCCGCAUGGGGCACAAGAUAAACACAGUGAUCAAGUUUACAUUAAUUUGCUUAGUUGCCGAUCCUGAGUACCAGCGAGAGCUCAACUACGUGCUUCGCGGACAGCCAAUCAUCUUUGCUUACCCGAUUAGCUUCCUCCUGAACACUAUUUGGUCCUUCUGCAAGCUGCUUCAGAGAAUCAUUAUUCCUCUUGUCCUAGUCCACGGCCGCAAGAAUUUCUCUGAACUAUACAAAGCCACCGGCGGUUGGAAGACCACUAUCGAGAAAGACCGCAUCGUUAUUGAGAGUCUCUCUGGACCCAUGACCUGUUUCUAUCGGCCUUUGCCCGAUCGUACCGCACGUCUUUACCAGUACUCUGGUAACCACGCCCAGGAACCUGAGGACCAUUCACAACUCGUUGCUAUCAAUACCUACUCUGACAAGGUUAUCCUGCGCCGUCGCGAGGAGUACAAGAACAAGGAGGUCAUCAAUGACUUUACAUAUGAGUACCCCGAAGCUGGUGGCAAGAAGCUUCCCAUCCAGCGUCAAUGCGCCUCCGGCGAGAACAGCGGUCAAGUCAUCCAGUACGAUGAACGCGGUUAUAUCGUCUCUGGUUCUGCUAUGCAAGGUGUCAACCCCGUUCAAUUCCAAUACGAGUACCGAAAGGACGCCAAGUUCGAUGAUGAGCUCCUCAGUGGUGAAUACACAUUCCCUCACAUACGGAUUAAGGUCUCCUGGUGCAUGCCUCCUCCCAACAGGCCCGAGCGCCUGAACAAGUGGAUCCCCUACCCUCGUGUCAGUGAAGCCACUUUCAUCCAAGGAUCUGACGUCCACUACGCCAGAUGGACCUAUGACCACAAGUUCCACCCGACCAUCGUUACCACUCUCAAUGGAGAAGAAGUUCCGACUCCGAUCAUGAUCCGGGAGGAUUGGUUCCACGUCUUGGAUAAGCCCACCAAGAGCAGUUUCCUCCACGACAACCCACUGUUCUUCUUCAAGUCAUUCGAGUCAAACUUCAUCACUCGUCUGUUGCGCUUGAACGUCCAAUCUCGUCCUAUCCCCACAUCCCGCUCUCGCACGCACUUGUGGAAGUCCUGGAAGAAUAGUAAGAAAUUUGACGCCGUGACUACCGUUUGGCUUGAUGAAGUCCUUCUCCGAUCUGAUCGUGUCCUUGGUCCCUACUGGCGCAACCGUGACUUUGGUCGCCUCGAGGCUGCUGGAGACUACAUUGACGCACAGGCCGAUACCAUCCUCGCUCGUGUGGAUAUUGAUCCCGACAUCAGCUCAUGGACUCCUAUGGCAUUCAAAAUCAGCGAUCUUUCCAGCUUCGGACAAGGUGGUGAUUCCAGAAUUAAUACUCGUACGCUCUCAACUCAACUCCAGGAUACGGACACUCAACUCCACGUUCUCGCCAUGGAUACCGCUACUUGGCCCAAUGAACCGGGUGGUGUUUCUGCUUGUCGUCGCGACAUGAUCAACGAUCUCAAUGGUAUCAGGUGGCACAUUCUGUCCGAGAAUGCCAAUGAUUACGGUGUGCCGAAGUUCCAGAUCGAGAGGAAUGUUCAGUCUUUGACUAUUCUUCCUCAAUGGGGUCUGGAUUUCCUUAACCCCACUCAUGGUGUUUUCCAGAACUGCCUUGAUUCCGCUGUCGUUGAACGGGCGCAGGAUACUCGGGUUAAUGAUAUUGAGAAGCACUUUGUUCCUAUUCUGACCAAGUUGGUUCGUUGUGCUCGCACGAUUCACUUGACUCGUCGGCAUAUCGAGGAGGCUACCAAUGCCCUUGUGGAUUUGAAUAGCUACUUUGAGAACGGUCGUAGCUGGAAUGAUGUUUGGAUGAGCACUACUGUGAAAAGGGUUUGGCGCCAGCUUUGGCUGUCUGAUGAUGUUGAGGAUGCAGUUCCCGCUUCCCAAUGGUGGGAUGCCGAGAAGCCGUCCCUGCAGCAGCUUGAUAACGCUCUUGACAUGUGGCAUCGCUACUUGUUCAUCUUCUCCAUUCCGGUUCCGGAGAGAAUCCCCGACGUUUUCCAGGUCUCUCACCACUUCACAGGUGCUACCUAUGGUGUGCUGUGCAAGGCUAAGCGCAAGUGUGCCCUCCAUGUCUGGGAUCACUGCGUCAGUUUCCGUGAGAUGACCGUCUUCUGCUCCGCUGCCGUGUCUUUCGAUUCCACUUUCGUCAACAGCACUCUCAUUUCUCUCGGUCACUUGUCAUGUGUUCUUGUCGAACACCACGCCGAUGUGGUCCUCCCUUGUGCCGAGUACUUCAAUCCUGGAUGGGAAGUUGAGCUUGGAACUGCCGAGGGUGCCCUCCAGCACCGUCGCACUUUCGCCCGCAAGAUCGACCCUGUUGUCAAUGGUAUCACGAACAUGGAGAAGUACAAGCCUAUCGAGAAGAUCAAGACCAAGACACCUACUUGUGUCAUGUUGUCCCACGUUCGCUACGUCAAAGAUAUCAAGACUGCCAUCAUGGCUACGGAUCUGAUAGUCAACAAGUGGGGAAUCAGGGACUACCAGCUCCACAUCUACGGAGAUAUGGAACGUGCCCCUGCCAUCGCCUCUCAAUGUCAAGAAGUCAUCGCCUCCAAGGGUCUCAGCGAGCACGUCAUUCUCAAGGGUCUUGGUAACCCAUCGGUCGUCCUCCAGGAUGCUUGGCUGUUCAUGAACUCCUCCAUCUCAGAAGGUCUCCCGCUCGCCAUGGGUGAAGCUGCUCUAACAGGUGUCCCAGUCGUCUGCACAGACGUCGGUGCCUCCUUCUGUGUCGUAACAGACAGAGCAACAGGCAAACGAUUCAGUGAAGUCGUCGCACCAAAUGACUACGACUCUCUCGCUCGUGCCCAAAUCCGCGUCAUGGCUCUACUCGAACAAUGGGCUCCCUUCGCCGAAGACAAAGAAGGAGAUCUAGUACCCAAGCUGGAAUUCCACCCCACCCCCGAAGAGAUUCAGGCCAUCACCGACCGCAUGUACGCGAAGCAGGAGCAGCGUCGUGCACUGGGAAUGAAAGGUCGUGAUAACGUUCUCAACUCUUUCUCCAGUCACCGGUACCUCCGUGAGCACGAACAGAUGCUUUGGCUGGGUAAAUACCAGAGCCAUAGCUACAUUGCUCGGACGGCGCUUAACUCGGGCGCUUCAAGUGGUCUGUUUGUUAAGGAGAAGAAGAUCUCUUUCCGGGCUUCUUACCUUUCUUCCACGCCUACUCUUCCAAGGACUCCGGAUUCGUCGUAUCACCCCAUCCCUGCUAGGGCAUGGAGGGCGUUGCGCGAUUAUCGACAGGGUGGAACGUCUGGAACUCAGACGCCGGUUUCACUGGCGUAG
Molecule: messenger RNA, 8424 nt
Organism: Penicillium odoratum
Lineage: Eukaryota; Fungi; Ascomycota; Eurotiomycetes; Eurotiales; Aspergillaceae
Product: glycosyltransferase family 4 protein
Exons: 5
Coding region: 1-8424 (2807 amino acids)
Molecular function (GO): glycosyltransferase activity
Source: RefSeq, a predicted model, not a curated record